GCUGGGUUCCUGGCCGACCCACUUCUGUCGGCUCCGAGGCGGGAAGCGCCUUUUCCACAGGAUAUCAAUGCAAGCCUGAAUAAGAAAAAGAAUUUCUCCCUCCUAAGCCAUGACAUAUCAGUUGUACAGAAAUACCAUUUUGGGAAACAGUCUUCAGGAGAGCCUCGAUGAGCUUAUACAGUCUCAACAGAUUAUCCCCCAACUUGCCCUUCAAGUUCUACUUCAGUUUGAUAAGGCUAUAAAUUCAUCGUUGGCACAGAGGGUCAGGAACAGAGUCAAUUUCAGGGGCUCUCUAAAUACAUACAGAUUCUGCGAUAAUGUGUGGACUUUUGUAUUGAAUGAUGUUGAAUUCAGAGAGGUGACAGAACGUAUUAAAGUGGAUAAAGUGAAAAUUGUAGCCUGUGAUGGUAAAAAUACUGGCUCCAAUACUACAGAAUGAAUAGGAAAAAAAUGGCUUUUUAAUGCCAUCCUGUUAUUGUUCAUCACUUUUUGAAGAGAAGCAUAGAAGAGACUUUUUUAAAAAUUUAUUCUAGCAU
Physeter macrocephalus (sperm whale) is the source of this 536-nucleotide messenger RNA. Its product is annotated as transcription initiation factor IIA subunit 2-like. The record is from RefSeq and is a predicted model, not a curated record. The transcript has a single exon. The coding region runs from base 110 to 439 and encodes 109 amino acids. Lineage: Eukaryota; Metazoa; Chordata; Mammalia; Artiodactyla; Physeteridae. Gene Ontology annotation, molecular function: RNA polymerase II general transcription initiation factor activity; TBP-class protein binding. Gene Ontology annotation, cellular component: transcription factor TFIIA complex. Gene Ontology annotation, biological process: RNA polymerase II preinitiation complex assembly; transcription initiation at RNA polymerase II promoter.